Messenger RNA from Psilocybe cubensis, 4815 nucleotides. RefSeq lists its product as uncharacterized. Gene Ontology annotation, molecular function: ATP binding; ABC-type peptide transporter activity; ATP hydrolysis activity. Gene Ontology annotation, cellular component: membrane; fungal-type vacuole. Gene Ontology annotation, biological process: transmembrane transport. The transcript is spliced from 31 exons. Lineage: Eukaryota; Fungi; Basidiomycota; Agaricomycetes; Agaricales; Agrocybaceae. The record is from RefSeq and is a predicted model, not a curated record. The coding region runs from base 1 to 4815 and encodes 1604 amino acids.
AUGGGUGAGGUCUCACAACGGUUUGGGUACCAAAACCCACUGUUGUACCCAUACAUGGCUAUACAGGCAAAUCCAAUAAUUAGCAUUAAGGAAGAAAUACGCGUCGUUCCCUUCCUUUUGACCUGUGCUUUAUUUUCUAUCCAGGUCAUACAUUUUUUCCUCAAGAAAUUCCAAAAACGUUCCGAUACGAACGAAGACGAAGAUGAAAUCACAGCAGAAACCACGUCUCCGGGAUUGGUUACGCGUCUCAAAAAACACGCCAAAUCUUUCGGGGGGAACACCAUAUACACAUUCUACUUUGCGCGCUUUGUUGGGAGUGCUGCUCUUUUCGUGUUGUCAGUUAUCACUUCCCUCAAAUGCCAACCAGACAGACUAGGAUGGACGGAUGUCAAGGGCAGGUUCGACGAGUGCCCAGAACUUUUUUUGACGGUCACAUACUUGUACUCGACGUUCCUAUCGAUCGUGUCCUUGACUUCAAAAGCCUACGGCAAAUGGGCAACCCGAACCAACAUCGUCAUCCUGCUUUCAGCACUAGGUGUUUACAUUUACCGCGAUCUUUGGCCUCUCGCAACAUACGACCAACGUCCCGCUGAUGAAAGCGAGGGAGCUGUUCUCGUCUAUAAAAUUAUCAUUCUGGCGUUUACUGGUGUGGUCAUUCCGAUGUUCAUUCCUCGAAUUUACACUCCCAUCGACCCGAAUGACCCUGAAUCCGUUCCCAAUCCUGAGCAAACAGCAUCGUUGUUCAGCAUGAUAACGUACACCUUCCUCGACUCGACUAUAUUACUUGGAUACAAAGUCCCACAUUUGAAAGCCGAACAACUUGACCCUCUUACAGACCGCGAUCGAGCGCAGUAUAGGACAAAAAAGGCAUUCCCACAUCUGGAUAUAUUCCAUGGAGCGAAGCGCAGAUCUCUUUUCUGGGGGCUGAUGCGUGUUUACCGCAAGGAGUAUAUCAUCCUUGCCAUCUCCGUUAUCUUUUAUUCUUUGGGAGGCUUCGCAGUUCCAAUUGGUAUCAAUCGUGUGUUAUACUAUAUGGAAACUAAUGGCGAAGGUGCCACAAUUCGCCCUUGGUUUUGGAUCUUGUGGCUCUUUGCAGGCCCUUUGAUUCAGUCUUUCUCCUUCCAGUGGUAUAUUUUCAUCGCUACAAGGACCCUUGUUCGUGCAGAGGGCCUCAUUACACAGUUGGUGUUCGAACACAGCUUGCGCAUCCGAAUGAAGGCAGAAACAAAAGAUCAAGCUGUCCAGCAACAAUCGUCUACCCUUGGAACACCUACUGAUUCCGCUGUCGUUACCCCGGAUAAUGCUUCUGCCAUCACAGACGCAGAAUCAGAGCAAACAGAGGCCGCUCAUUCACAAAAUUCCACUGUGGUAGCUGUUUCUCGUGAGACUUCUAGUGCCAGUACAUUAAGGGCUGCCAAGGAGCCUGCCAAAGGAAAGACAUCGACAGAAUCUAAAGCGUCAGCUGAGGAAUCAAAGGGCUCGGACAGUGACAACCUCGUUGGCAAGAUCAACAAUCUAGUCACAACUGAUCUAGGAAACAUCACGAAUGCAAGGGAUUUCCUUAUGAUCAUUCUGUACAUUCCUGUCCAAAUUACGUUCUGUAUGAUUUUCUUAUAUCAAGUUCUCGGCUGGAGUUCUCUUGUCGGUGUCUCGGUCAUGAUCGUUCUUCUCCCUGUACCCGGAUACUUCGCCUCAUUGCUUCAGAAAGCCCAAGUCCAAAGAAUGAAGAAGACUGAUGCCAGAAUCCAAGCAGUGACCGAAACUGUGGGCAUCCUUCGUAUGAUCAAGCUUUUUGGAUGGGAGCAAAAGAUGUCCGAUCGCCUCGAGAAAACACGAGAAGAAGAACUCAAAUGGCUGUGGAAAUUAAAACUGCUCGACAAUUUGAAUGGACUAUUGGGCUUCCUCUAUCCAAUGCUAACAAUGCUGGCAUCGUACAGUCUUUAUACCCUUGUUAUGAAAGAAACACUUACGCCUUCCAAGAUUUUCUCGAGUAUCAGCGUCUUCAACAUGUUGAGAGAACAAUUCUAUAGGCUUCUUCGGCAGGGUGUUGAUCUGAUUCAAGGCAAAGUAUCUCUGGAGCGUGUCCAAAAUUUCCUAUACGAAACAGAGCUAUUAGAUGCCUAUCUCGAUACACCCUCUACACCCGUUCCAGAGGUACCUGUUUCUAUUGAAACAAGCUCCGAAAUCGGAUUUAGAAACGCAACCUUUACAUGGUCCCUCGACGGGGAAGAUGGCACUAUGACACCGUCCAGGCGUCAGUUCAAACUCCGUAUCAAAGAUGAACUCAUUUUCAGGAAAAAUUGUAUCAAUUUGAUCAUUGGGCCCACCGGCUCAGGGAAAACCUCCAUUCUGAUGGCAUUGUUAGGCGAAAUGCAUUUCGUUGCUUCUAAUCCUGACUCGUGGUUUAAUCUUCCUCGCGAUGGAGGUAUCGCAUAUGCUGCCCAAGAAUCAUGGGUACAGAACGAUACAAUCAAGAACAACAUUCUAUUCAGGACCCCGCUAGACGAAGAAAGGUACAAAAAAGUCAUAAAGCAGUGUGCCCUAGAGCGCGAUCUCGAACUGUUUGAAGCGGGUGAUGCCACGGAAGUCGGAGAACGUGGGUUGACUUUAAGUGGUGGACAGAAGGCGCGUAUUACUCUCGCGCGGGCAAUUUACUCGGAGGCGGAGAUCAUUCUGCUUGAUGAUAUCUUUGCAGCAUUGGACGUCCACACUGCAACCUGGAUCGUGGAAAAUUGUUUUAAAGGCGACCUUAUCAAGGAUAGGACAAUACUAUUAGUUACCCACAACAUUGCUUUAGCCAGCCCUAUUGCAGACUUCGUUGUUUCCAUUGGAUCCGAUGGAAGGAUUAAAUCUCAAGGAAUCAAGGUCUCUACUGCUUUAAAGCGCAACCCUGCUUUGGCCGCUGAAGCCAAACACGACAAAGAGGUCAUUGAAAACGCGCAAACUGAAAUCGUUGAAACCGAGACUGUCCCCAAAAAACCUUCGGGUGAUGGAAAGCUCGUGAUUGCCGAAGAAAUCGCGGAAGGUCACGUCACGUGGAAGUCAAUUAUGUUACUCAUUCGCAGUAUCGGUGGCAAGCAUCCUUUUGUGUACUACACCGUUAUUCUUACCGUCCUCAUUUUGGUGGAGUUUAUGGUGACGUUUCAAACAUGGUAUCUUGGACACUGGGGUCAGCAAUAUGUUGGUCGUGAUCCUUCUACUGUCAAUGCUGCAUACUAUAUCAAUGUUUAUACCGCUAUCGCCAUGGUUGCUUGGUUUACGAACUUCGCAGUAUAUAUGCUCUUUGUCAUUGGUUCUUUGCGAGCAUCGAAAACUAUCAACAAACUACUCAUGGAUUCGGUACUCGGAAGCACUCUAAGAUGGCUUGAUGAGACACCAACUGCACGUAUUAUAACACGAUGCACGCAAGAUAUUAGAACGAUUGAUAGCCAGUUACCCCAGAACGGCAUGUGGCUCGUGGAUUGUAUGGUCGGACUCACGACAAAGCUAGGCGCCGUGGUUAUCUUCACUCCUAUAUUUCUUUUCCCAGGACUCGGAGUUGGUGCUAUAGGAUUCUAUUUGGGCAACAUGUACCUCAGAGCUCAGUUGUCUGUCAAACGCGAAACAAGUAAUGCACGUUCCCCCAUGCUCUCACACUUCAGCGCAGCGAUACAUGGAAUAGUAUCUAUUAGGGCAUAUGGAGCGCAAGAGCUCUUUAAACAAGAAUCUAUGAAUCGGAUCAACCACUACACUCGCGUUGCUCGCAUGUCCUACAACUUAAACAGAUGGAUUGGCGUUCGUAUGGACUUCCUUGGGGCAUUAUUUACUUCCGCGUUGGCUUUAUAUCUCAUAUACGGACCAAAUAUCGGUGCUUCGAACACCGGCUUUUCGCUCAGUAUGGCCUCCGAUCUUACAUUGUUCAUCUUAUAUGUGGUUCGAUUGGGCAAUGAGUUUGAAGUCAACUCAAACAGCUUGGAGCGCAUCCAGAGCUAUCUAGAAAUUGAACACGAACCGAAGUCUACACCAGCAGGCCAGCCUCCCGCAGCUUGGCCCACUAGCGGUGACCUCCGCGUUGAACAUCUCAACGCUCGUUAUUCCCAGAAUGGUCCUCGAGUCUUGAACGAUGUCUCAUUCCAUGUCGAAUCUGGGCAGCGCGUGGGAAUUGUUGGCAGGACUGGUAGUGGAAAGAGCUCUUUGACACUUGCUCUUCUUCGCUGUAUUCUUACUGAAGGAACUGUGUACUACGACGGCAUCCCAACGAAUACCAUCAACCUUGAUGCUUUGAGGUCAAAUAUUACCAUUAUACCACAGACUCCUGAGUUAUUGAGUGGUACAUUGCGCCAGAACUUGGAUCCCUUUGAUCAGAACGAUGACGCUACUCUGAACGAUGCAUUGCGCUCCGCGGGCCUCUUUUCUUUACAAGAAGAGGCAGACGAAGGUCGAUUGACUUUAGAUUCUGUAAUCUCAGGAGGUGGGACCAAUUUGUCCGUUGGACAAAGACAAAUUAUAGCGCUUGCACGUGCUAUGGUUCGCGGCAGCAAACUUCUGAUUCUAGAUGAAGCAACGUCCGCCAUCGAUUACAAAACAGACAGCAUUAUUCAGAAUACCCUUCGUACGGAGCUCGGUGGUGAUGUCACUGUUAUUACUGUAGCCCAUCGUCUUCAAACAAUCAUGGAUUCCGAUCGUAUUAUCGUCCUUGACAAUGGCCAAAUGGCCGAAUUUGGUAAACCCAAGGAACUUUUGGGAAACAAAAGCGGAAUUCUCCGCGCUUUGGUUGACGGUAGUGGCGAUAAAGAAACUCUUUAUUCCCUUGCAGGACAUGCAGAUACAGAUUAA